Molecule: messenger RNA, 2634 nt
Organism: Cyphellophora attinorum
Lineage: Eukaryota; Fungi; Ascomycota; Eurotiomycetes; Chaetothyriales; Cyphellophoraceae
Product: Cysteine synthase
Exons: 3
Coding region: 1-2634 (877 amino acids)
Cellular component (GO): cytoplasm
Molecular function (GO): hydrolase activity, acting on carbon-nitrogen (but not peptide) bonds
Source: RefSeq, a predicted model, not a curated record
AUGGAAUUCGACACCAUUAUCACAAACGCCCGAAUAAUAACAGCAUCAGAAGUCUAUCCCUAUCUCUGUAGCAUCGGCAUCACAUCCGGCAAGAUCAGCGCUAUAGCCAGCACUCUCCAACCCUCCCAAUCAACCCAAGUCAUCGACGCUGAAGGAGCAUAUGUCACACCUGGCGGCAUCGACUCCCACGUCCAUCUCCACCAAGACAACGCUUCCUCCGGCGACAAAUGGCUCUCCGGCUCCCGCUCGGCUCUCGCCGGCGGCAACACCACGAUCCUCGCCUUCGCGACUCAAGAGCACAAAGACGAAUCACUCUUCCCUGUAAUCGACGAAUAUCACUCCCGUGCACGCAAUCAGUCAUACAUCGACUACGGCUUCCACCUCAUACUCACCAAACCCACCCCUCACAUUCUCAACAAUGAACUCCCUAAACUCGCCUCCGAAGGCGGCAUCACCAGCGUCAAGCUCUACAUGACAUACCCCGGAAAGCGCCUCCACGAUGGGCAAAUGCUGGACAUCAUGAUGACCACCCGCUCCUUGGGCAUGACGACUAUGAUCCACGCCGAGAAUGCCGACAUGAUCGACCUCGUCACCCAACGCCUCCUCGCCCACAACAAGACCACUCCUUACUACCACGCCCUAGCUCGCCCUGCAAUAGCUGAGAGCGAAGCGACGCACCGCGCCAUCGCCCUCGCUACACUGACUUCCACGCCCAUCCUCCUAGUGCACAUGUCCACGCCCGUGGCGCUCUCCCAUGCGCGCAAAGCACAGUCGAAGUCCUUGUUGCCCAUUCAUGCCGAAACCUGCCCGCACUACCUUUAUCUCACUUCGCAACAACUCGCCUCGACGACCAACAUCCACCAGGAUCCCGAGACCAGCCACGUUCAUGAGGAGCAUGACGAAUGGGCUGGUGCGAAACACAUCUGCGCGCCACCCCUGCGACACUCUGAGGAUGACUUGCAGGCCGUUUGGGACAGCUUGAACAACGGGACUAUCACCGUCAUCUCCUCAGACCAUGCACCGACACGGUACGACGAUAUUGUAUCCGGCAAACAAAAGGCCGUUGAGGCCGCUCGUCUGAAGGGCGAUGGCUCGAAACCUACCUUCGCGGCUACACCCAACGGGCUACCUGGCAUCGAGACACGGCUUCCCGUACUGUUCCACGCUGCAACGAGUGACAAGGUACCAGCGGCACGGCGGAUCAGUCUGGAGAAGUUUGUGGCGGUCACGAGCACGAAUGCAGCGCGGCUGUAUGGGUUUGGGGACCGGAAGGGGGUGCUUGCGCCGGGGUAUGAUGCUGAUGUUGUAAUUUGGUAUCCCCAGGGGGACUCAAAGGGCAGAACAGUGAUCAGGAAUGCAAUGCUGCAUCACGCGAUCGAUUAUACGCCGUUCGAGGGCCAUGAAGUGGAAAAUUGGCCGAGACGGGUGCUUUUGAGGGGCAAGGUGGUUUGGGAUCGAGACGUCGAGCUGAGGGAUGGUCAUGGGAAGGGCCUGCUGGGUGGAGCGGGAGAUGGGCAGUGGUUGAGCAGACGAAAAGGGGAGGUAUUGGUUGGUAGGAGUGGUGGUGGGUGGGAAGUUGAGGGAAUGGGUUCAGGGGAAAGGGAGGCUUGGGGAUUGGCAAUUGGCAACACCCCCCUCAUCCGCCUCUCCGCCCUGUCCGCGCAAACCAAAUGUACCAUCCUCGGCAAAGCCGAAUUCCAGAACCCCGGCGGCAGUGUCAAAGACCGCGCUGCCCUCUACGUCGUCAAGGACGCCGAAGACCGCGGCCUCCUCAAGCCAGGCGGCACAGUCGUCGAAGGCACUGCCGGCAACACGGGCAUCGGCCUCGCACACGUCUGUCGGUCCCGGGGGUAUAAACUGGUGAUAUACAUGCCCAACACACAAUCCCAGGGCAAGAUAGAUUUGUUGCGGUUGCUGGGCGCGGAAGUCUACCCAGUGCCAGCGGUGGCGUGGGAGAAUAGCGAGAAUUACAACUGGCAGGCGAAGCGGCAUGCGGAGCGGGUGGCGAAGGAGGAUCCGGAGAAGGGUGCGGUGUGGACGAACCAGUUUGACAACACGGCGAAUCGGAGGGCGCAUGUUGAGACGACGGGGCCGGAGAUUUGGGCGCAGACGGGAGGAAAGAUUGAUGCUUUUACUUGUGCGACUGGUACUGGUGGCACGCUCGCCGGCGUCACCCGCUCCCUAAAAGACCUCUCCCAAAACCGCGUCAAAUCCUUCCUCGCCGACCCGCCCGGCUCCGUCCUGCACUCCUACAUCCAGUCCGGCGGCACUCUCAAAGAACGCACCGGCAGCUCCAUCACCGAGGGCAUCGGUCAAGGCCGCGUGACCGACAACUUGGCCCAAGAAGUAUCCGAACUCGACGGCUCAGUACACGUCCCCGACGAGGAGUCGAUAUUUCAGGUAUAUCGGUGUUUGGACGAGGAAGGAUUGUAUUUGGGGGCAAGUUCAGCGUUGAAUGUGGCGGCGGCGAAGCAGGUGGCGGAGAAGUUGGGGGAGGGGAGUACGGUGGUCACGGUGUUGUGUGAUGGGGCGUAUCGGUAUGCGGAUCGGCUGUUUAGUGAGAAGUGGUUGAAUGAGAAGGGGUUGAGGGGCGCGAUUCCGGAGAGGCUGGCGAAGUAUAUUGUGUUGCCUUGA